AUGAUGGGGGAAGUGGUUCGCUAUGUCAUCCCUGGACCCUUGCAGUGUUCUAUGGGCUGUGGAGGUCAGGCCUGCAAAAAUGGCAUAACUUCAGUGAUCAACUUGCAGAAGCCCGGGGAACACGCCAGCUGUGGUAACCCCCUUGAGCCCGACAGCGGCUUCUCCUACCGCCCGGAGGUUUUCAUGGCCAAUGAUAUAUAUUUUUACAAUUUUGGCUGGGAAGACUAUGGUGUGUCCAACAACGCAAACAUACUUGACAUGAUGAAAGUCAUGGUGUUUGCGAUGCAGGAGGGGAAAAUAGCAGUCCACUGCCACGCUGGUCUAGGAAGAACAGGGGUAUUGUUAGCUUGUUUCCUGGCCUACGCCUCCAGGCUGACGGCGGACCAGGCCAUCAUCUACGUGCGCGCCAAGCGUCCCAACUCCAUCCAGACCAGAGGUCAGCUGCAGUGUGUCCGGAGGUUCGUCAGGUUCCUCGACCCUCUGAGGAGCGUGUUCUCGUGCGCCUCCCCCCGCUCCUCCCCCUGCACCCUGAGGCAGUUCCUGGUCCGCCAGAGACACAUGCUGCACGGCCUGGAGCGACGCGAGAUGAGACACCUGCCCAAGAUCAUCCAGCUGGUGUCCCAGCUGCUGGUGGACAUCGCCGAGAACCGGGAGGUCAUCGAGGAGGACAUCCUGGAGGCCCCGGACAUCAACGACGUGGAGAUGAGCCUCAGCCUCAUGGAGAAGAUGAGCAUGGAGUACGGACCGGGGGGGCGGCCGCGCCUCCCCGGACCGCCCACCUUACCCAGGCACGCCAACGAGCCCGCCAUCUUCUACCACCGCAAGAGUCUCAGCUACAGCGACUCGGACCUGAGGCGGCUCGGCCCGGAGCUCAGCUUGCCGGGUCAAGCCUCGUGCUCCCUGUCCACAGGUCACCUCAACAUGGCCUGCAUGAUGCAGCCUGCCCGGCUGGCUUCCCUGGGCCGAGGGCAGAAAGGUUCCAUUUGGGAGCAGAAGAAUCUCACCACCGAGAAUGGCUCCCUCGUGCUGAAAAGGAAAAAGGAGGUCUUUCAUCGCACGGGGUCCUUUGAAAACGACAAGGGAUCGUCCCCCAUCGGCAGCUUGUUGUUCAGGUGGAAGAGGGAGCAGAGGGCCGGUUUGAAGCGGUCCCCUUCUAGAGAUUGCGAGGAGUCGGAGGUCCCCUUCAUCACACUGCAGACAGAGCUCUCUUUGGAAGCUAGGAGGCUACUGGUGGCCCAGGCACUGGCUGUGGAUCUGACCCAGGAUGGUGAAGACCAACACCGGCACACAGUCUCUUUCUGGCAGGCAGAGCUGAACCACGGCGGGGCCUGGGAGAGGCUGUGUAUGGAGAGGGAUCCAUUCAUCUUGACCGGACUGAUGUGGGCUUGGCUGGAACAGCUCAAAGAGCCCGCUAUCGACCGCGAGGCUGCUGAGAGCCUGGACCCCAAAAACACAGACUCCCAGACCGCACUGGAUACGCUGGACCAGGCUCCCAGAAUCACAUUGGUGUGUGUGCUCGACUGCAUGGCCCGUUUGUUGUUGAUACCAGAGGACCUGGAGAACGCCUUCCUGCGACGCACCAUCAAGGCUUUCACAAAGCUGGAAGACGACUCAGAAGGAAAGAGUGUGUACGAGAACAUGGCGGUCGUGCUCAGGUUGGUCCUUUUGGACAUGAGACUGAAAGCCAUUGAAGAGGACGAGGCUGCCAAUGUGUUGCUGUCCAGCAAAUAG
Messenger RNA from Gadus chalcogrammus (walleye pollock), 1731 nucleotides. It is a transcript of the gene ptpdc1b, whose product is annotated as protein tyrosine phosphatase domain containing 1b. Bases 1 to 1731 code for a protein of 576 amino acids. The transcript is spliced from 7 exons. Gene Ontology annotation, biological process: protein dephosphorylation; cilium assembly. The record is from RefSeq and is a predicted model, not a curated record. Lineage: Eukaryota; Metazoa; Chordata; Actinopteri; Gadiformes; Gadidae. Gene Ontology annotation, molecular function: protein tyrosine/serine/threonine phosphatase activity.